Monopterus albus (swamp eel) is the source of this 1443-nucleotide messenger RNA. RefSeq lists its product as uncharacterized. The record is from RefSeq and is a predicted model, not a curated record. NCBI's taxonomy places the organism in Eukaryota, Metazoa, Chordata, Actinopteri, Synbranchiformes, Synbranchidae. The transcript is spliced from 2 exons. The coding region runs from base 12 to 1145 and encodes 377 amino acids.
UGACUGAAGCCAUGAAAGAAGUUGACCAUAUCUCCACCACCACCGACUGCUGGUCUUCAAGAAGGUGGAGCUUCAUUGGAGUUACUGCUCGCUGGAUUGACCCUGACAGUCUAAAAAGAUGUUCAGCUGCCCUAGCCUGCAAGCAGCUUAGAAGUUCACACACAUUUGAUGUGCUGGCAAGUGCCCUAAAUGACAUUCAUUCCGAGUUUGAAAUUCGGGGGAAGAUCGUCAGAACCACAACAGACAAUGGCACAAACUUCCUAAAAGCUUUCCAAGUGUUUGGGGAAGAUGAGAACAACAGUGGAGACUAUGCUGAUGAUGACAGGUCAGAGGAAGAAGAGGAUCAAGAGGGGGCUAAUGAUGUGGAGUUUGUGGAAGUGUCAGCACUUCUGAAUGAAGAUGAUGGCUUUGAGUACCAGCUCCUGAAGCACCAGUGCUGUGCUUGUCAUUUACUGAACCUCAUAGCUACUGUUGAUGCAGCAAAAGCAGUAUCGAGUGAAGGAUACAAGAAACUGUAUCAUUCAACAUUUGCCAAGUGCAAUGCCAUGUGGAGCAAAUGUGGAAGAUCCACACUCGCAGCUGAAAAAGUUGAAGAUGUUCGCUCUCUUCAGCUGCUGUGCCCAAAUGCCACAAGGUGGAACUCCUUGUUCGAGGCAGUGGAAAGACUUCUCAGGAUAAUUAGAGACAAGGGAGAGGCAGCCAUCAGAGUCAUCUGCACGGGCUUAAAUGUUCCAAUGUUCAGUCCAGUUGAAAUCGCAUUCCUCACAGAGUAUGCGGCUGUAACGAGUCCAGUUUCCCAAGCCACCAACAUUUUGCAAGCAGAAGCAAAUAUCCAGAUGGGGUGGUUACUUCCAACAAUUAACCUGCUGAUCACCAAACCUGACAGAGUCAAGCUGCCAUUAAACGAACAACUGGAUGCAUACUUGGCUUGUGUAGCAGAUCACAUGGACUUGCUGAAAUCCUUCCCAGCUGUCUGCAAGUUGUCUGUGAAGCUGAACACACCUCUGCCUGCCUCAGCAGCGUGUGAAAGGCUGUUUAGCUGUGCAGCUCUUGUCUUCAGCCCAAGAAGAGCGAGGUUGGAUUCUUGUAAUUUUGAAAACCAACUUCUUUUGAGGUUAAACAGCAAAUUUUUCAGCUUCAAGUAAAGACUGUGUUGUUAAUGUGGGGGAGGACAUGAAGAAUGAAGGACUAAAAGGAAGGGCUGGCUGGGUUUAGGAAAAGAAGAAGGGAUUGGACAAAUGGACAGUGAGAGAACAAAAGGGAAGGAAGUACUUUCUUUUGAAUUUGCUGAAUGGGAAAUGAGUGUGUGACCGCUAAAUGCCAGUCAUAGGUCUUCAUUAGAAAGGUGCAUGUUAUGGGAACAGUGUUACACUACAGUUCAGUACAGAACAAUUUAGUUUUCAAGGCCGAUUUUUUAUUUUUUUUUGUACAGUAGGCUUUUGG